This is a messenger RNA of Glossina fuscipes, 2131 nucleotides long. RefSeq lists its product as uncharacterized. The coding region runs from base 363 to 1001 and encodes 212 amino acids. The transcript has 2 exons. Lineage: Eukaryota; Metazoa; Arthropoda; Insecta; Diptera; Glossinidae. The record is from RefSeq and is a predicted model, not a curated record.
GCGAUUACAAUACACCACGAACUCACCGACAGGUCAUUAUUCCCACCAUGCGUUCAAAGUUGUUAUUAAAGUUAAUGCAAGACUUUUUAAUCUACGUUAUGAAUUGAUUUUAAAGUCACAUGUACGUCAGUACUAUCAAAUUGAAAAAAUUUUAUUUAUUUUCUCUCUUUAUAUAUUUUGUUAUGAAAAAAUUCCCUAAAAAAGGAAAAAAUAUAAAUACAUCAUAAAAUUCUAAUUUGUUGUAACAGUUUUAAGUGCGCAUCGUUUUAUAUAAAUUUAAUUGAAUUGCAAAAAGUGGGGCGUAACGUUGGCAAGGAGUCUAUGGUCACAUAUAUAUAUAUAUAUACAUAUUAAUUUAAAAAAUGCAAGAAGAUGUUAUUGAUGUUAUACGAAGACCUACUUCUCCUAUAACGACUUCUUCAUACCAAUUACGGGCAGAUCCUCGAUUUUGCGUAACACCGCACAGUACUGGCAUGAAUUUACAUAAAAUAGCCGUACGUAAGCGACUUAGGCAAACUGAAAACAGUCCCCUUCAUGAACGGCGGUCAGAAAAGACGGAGGUUAUUACGAGAAGGCAGGAUGGUCAUCAACCGAUUUCCAAACAGUCUCGAGCACUUGAAAGGCCGCAGAUUCUGAGCAUAUGUCCCUUGCCCAAAAGAUCGGAUGUGGCCAUAAGUAUGGGCAAUCGCACACAAAAAAGAACUUUGGCUUCCCUAGUAAUAUGUGGAUUUAAAUAUGUAUUGAAAACCUUUGCACCCUCAGCUUUAAUUAAUUUUUGGAGUUCAUCUUCAGUGGACACGGCAGCGAGUCGUGCCAUUAAAAUUCCACCAAAGAUUUUGUGCAACCAAAUUAUGGAGAACUUUGAGAAACAAAUACGAAAAUUUUCGAGCUCUGAGUUAUUUGGUAGUGAUGCAGCAAGGUUUAUUGGGCAAUUGAAUGAGAUAUUUCUGGGCCGGUUGCAACACAUCGACAAAGCCGAACCCAAUAACACACACGUAUGAUUAAAAUUAGAAUCAAAGUAACAAGAAGACAGCUAGAGAUUUUUUCGUUUCCGUAGCUAAGGCUAAUUACUUAUCAGGAAUGGGUAGACGUAUUACUUAAAAUCACGGAAUCUCUCGUUAAAAAUACGGAGGAAAUGGAAUCUGAGAUGUCGAAACGAUUAGAUAACGUACAAUGUAACGUCGGUUGCCGUCGCAGCCAAAGCAACGGGCUCUUGCAAUACAGAAAAGACGUCGAUACUUUAAUUAAAGUUAUCCAAAAUGCUUAUCACAACCGCUGUUGGGACUUUCAAGGCAUCGAUUUUGUCACUACAUCACGGUCGCAAGUAUUGGGCAUCCACGGCGUGACUGAAGAUUUGCGUAACAAAGGUGGUUCUGUUGAAAUAAAUGUAUGUUGUGUAAAUGUUAAUUCUAUCGUAACAUAUUCUGAACAAUUUUUCUACUUUUCCGUCGCACCGCCUCUAGGAAACGCCCGUAGAUGAAUUGGAACAGAAACCAAAAGUUAAUAAACGAUUAUUUUGUUCUCCAUUAAGGCAUAAAAAUUUUGUAAAACAUACUUUCUAUCUUUUUUUUUCUAGAAACAGGUCGUAGUUAAUGAAUUGAAACAGAACGUUGAUGUGCGUAAAAAAUUUGUUUUCCAUUUAUGCAUAAAAAACAUAUUUUCCUUUUUCAGAAACAGCCGUCCGUUAUAAAAUUACAGCGGAAAAAUAAGAAACUAACCAUCGUUCAAGGGUUGGAAGCAUCAAACAAGGUGCUUAUAAAAUUAGAUUGAAUUCCGUUCAAGCCCAAAUUUUGACAGAAUUAAUUUUUACACUUUGAUUUCACUUCCCAAUCCCUUCUCCUUUUGGGCUCCACGCAGCUUAAGGAGACUGAAAAUUCCCUCGCCGCCGUAGUUGCCGAAAAACAAGGCGAAAUAGAAAAGCUUAAGCAAAAACUCAAUUCAGUGGAAGGCGAAAUGAGGAAUGCAAAGAAAACUAUUCAAUUUAAGGAGCGACUAAUUAAAGAGCUGAUUGACGACCUCAAGAACACAAAUCUCACUUUGACUAAAACGGAUGUUCACGACUUGUUAUCAGAAACUUUAAAAUUCUUAUUAAAAAAAUCUUAAGUAGAAGAACACAUUUAAAAAAAAACGG